UGUGCUGCGGAGUAAAACAUAAUCAUGGCCAAAGUAAUGAAAGUGUUUCACACCCUAAGAAAUCAUUGGAAGAAAACUACUGUUGGGGCCUGCCUGCUUGCCUGGGGAGGAAACUGGUUGUAUGGAAAACACUGUGAUAACCUGCUAAGGAGAGCUGCAUGCCAAGAAGCCCAGGUGUUUGGCAACCAGAUUAUUCCUUCCAGUGUGCAGAUAAAGAAAGCAACAGUAUUUCUCAACCCUGCAGCUUGUAAAGGCAAAGCCAGGAAUCUCUUUGAAAAGAAUGCAGCCCCGAUUCUCCACUUGUCUGGUUUGGAUGUGACUGUGGUGAAGACAGAUUAUGAAGGGCAAGCAAAGAAGUUGCUGGAGCUGAUGGAACACACAGACAUGAUCAUUAUUGCCGGAGGGGACGGAACUCUACAAGAGGUCAUAACUGGACUUCUCCGAAGGGCAGAUGAGGCAGCUUUCAGUAAGAUUCCUAUUGGAUUCAUUCCCCUAGGAAAGACCAGCACCUUAAGUCACACACUUUAUCCCGAGGGUGUAAACCAAGUCCAGUGUAUCACUGAUGCCACAUUGUCCAUACUUAGAGGGGAGACAGUUCCACUUGACGUAUUGCAGAUCAAGGGGAACAAAGACCAGCCUGUGUUUGCUGUAACUGGUUUGAGAUGGGGGUCUUACAGAGACGCCGGAGCAAAAGUCAGCAAGUACUGGUAUCUUGGUCCUCUGAAAAUCAAAGCAGCCCACUUCUUUAAUACAUUCAAGGAGUGGCCUCAGAAACAUCUUGCCUCCCUUACCUAUUUGGACCCAACUCCAAGACCUCCCGAGGAGCCAGAACAGAAGACGUCUAGACCACCUUUAUAUGUUAGGCUUUACAAGAGGCUGGCACAUUAUUGGGCACCUGUCCCCACAGAAAUCCCCAUGGAGGUGACCCCGGAGGCCUGGCAAGAAAUGCAGCUGUCUGCCAUUGAAUUAUCUAUCACUACUCAGAACAGAUACCUUGACUUGAAACGAACAGAGGACUUCAUGAAUAUUUGUAUUGAACCAGAUACAAUUAGUAAGGGGGACUACAUAAAAAGAGGAAGUCAAAAGAUGCAGGAACCCCACUUGUGUCCGGAAGGAAGCCAGUGCCUUCAGGCGAGUAGGUGUAUCUUGCAGCUUCCAGAGGAUACAGAAGGCUCUUUGGCUAUAGACAGCGAAGAGUAUGAAGCCAUGCCAGUGGAGGUGAAGCUGUUGCCCAGGAAGCUCCAGUUCUUCUGUGAUGCUGCAAAGAAAGAGCAAAUGCUUCAAAGUGCAUCCUAAUCGAGGCAGGGGUCAGCUGCACCACCUGUUGCCAGUCUGGUACUUACAUUCAGAUGAACUGCAGGCGUGACCGGUGUCAAAGGAGGCACAUGCAAAAAGGUCUCUGAAAAAGGAAUUAAUUUGGCAGCAUCACUGACGGAACCCUUCAAUUAACUGAAGACUGUAGGCUCUUCCACAACUACAAUGAAAGCCUUUGUUUUGCAAAUUGA
Molecule: messenger RNA, 1505 nt
Organism: Elgaria multicarinata webbii
Lineage: Eukaryota; Metazoa; Chordata; Lepidosauria; Squamata; Anguidae
Gene: AGK
Product: acylglycerol kinase
Exons: 15
Coding region: 25-1296 (423 amino acids)
Biological process (GO): phosphorylation; ceramide biosynthetic process; sphingosine biosynthetic process
Cellular component (GO): mitochondrion; cytoplasm; membrane
Molecular function (GO): acylglycerol kinase activity; ATP-dependent diacylglycerol kinase activity; ceramide kinase activity
Source: RefSeq, a predicted model, not a curated record